GCGCCCAAGAUGGCGGCGGGCUGCGGGCAGUAGCGCGGGUAGAGAGGCAGUGUUGUUAGCGUUGGGCUCGGGCGGUGCGUUCCGCCACGACACCCCUUCCUCAGCAUGAGCAACAUCUACAUCCAGGAGCCCCCCACCAACGGCAAGGUCUUGCUGAGAACUACAGCAGGAGAUAUCGAUAUAGAAUUGUGGUCAAAAGAAGCACCAAAAGCAUGUCGAAAUUUUAUCCAGCUUUGUAUGGAAGAGUAUUACAAUAAUACAAUAUUUCACAGAGUUGUGCCAGGUUUUAUAGUGCAGGGAGGUGAUCCCACUGGUACUGGGUCAGGUGGAGAUUCAAUCUAUGGAGCUCCCUUCAAGGAUGAGUUCCAUUCACGAUUGCGAUUUAAUCGAAGAGGACUUGUUGCUAUGGCAAAUGCAGGACCCCAUGAUAAUGGCAGUCAGUUUUUUUUUACAUUGGGCCGUGCAGAUGAGCUUAAUAACAAGCACACGAUCUUUGGAAAGGUUACAGGAGAUACAAUAUAUAACAUGUUGCGGCUAGCUGAAGUGGAAGUUGACAAAGAAGAAAGACCACUCAGUCCGCAUAAGAUAAGAAGUAGUGAGGUUUUGUUUAAUCCAUUUGAUGAUAUUGUUCCAAGACCAAAUAGAAGGCUGAAGAAGGACAAACCAGAAGAAGAAGAUAAAAAGCCCAAAGUAAAAGGCACAAAAAAUUUUAAUCUGCUUUCAUUUGGGGAAGAAGCUGAAGAAGAAGAGGAGGAGGUCAACAGAGUUAGUCAGAGCAUGAAGGGAAAGAGUAAGAGUAGUCAUGAUCUACUGAAGGAUGAUCCACGUUUGAGCUCAGUUCCUGCUGUCAAAAGUGAUGCAACAAAUGAAGAGAGCUAUUUGAGUGAGGAGGAAGAUGAAAAUGAUGAAGAUGUUGACAGCGUAGAAGGUGAAGCUGCUAGCAAUGAGAGAUUUCAAAUGAAAGAACGCAUUGCAAAAAAGUUGAAAAUUGAUACAAGUGAAACUGUUAAACCUCCCCUUCAAGAGCAAGAGACUAAGAUGGAAAAGAAAACCACCAGUCGCAGGAAAGACAUUAAGACCUUGGAGCGUGUCCAGAGAAUGGCAACAAAGCUGGUGAGGUGUUUAAAGCAUGGGUUUUAUGAGGAGCAACUGAGAAAACUGGAAUUAGUUUGUGGAAGAGGAGUCUUAGGGGGGACCUUACAACUCACUACAACUAUCUGGAACUGUGGCGAAGUGGCAUUUGGCCACUUUUCUCAGGGAACUUGUGAUAGGAUGAGAAAUAAUGGCUUUAAGUUAUACCAGGUGAGGUUCAGGGUGGGUAUUAUGUAAAAUUUAUUUUCUGAAGAAGUGGUGAUGUAACAGGCUGCCCAGGAGAACAGGUGAGUCACCAUCCCAGGAGGUUCUCAGGAAAAAGGUAGAUGUUGCACUGAGGGACAUGGUCUAGAGUGAUCACAGGCAUGAGCUGAUGGUUGGA
This is a messenger RNA of Coturnix japonica (Japanese quail), 1474 nucleotides long. It is a transcript of the gene CWC27, whose product is annotated as CWC27 spliceosome associated cyclophilin. Gene Ontology annotation, cellular component: catalytic step 2 spliceosome. Gene Ontology annotation, biological process: protein peptidyl-prolyl isomerization; protein folding. NCBI's taxonomy places the organism in Eukaryota, Metazoa, Chordata, Aves, Galliformes, Phasianidae. Gene Ontology annotation, molecular function: peptidyl-prolyl cis-trans isomerase activity. The record is from RefSeq and is a predicted model, not a curated record.